Messenger RNA from Histoplasma capsulatum G186AR, 1125 nucleotides. Its product is annotated as 3-isopropylmalate dehydrogenase. Gene Ontology annotation, molecular function: NAD binding; 3-isopropylmalate dehydrogenase activity; magnesium ion binding. NCBI's taxonomy places the organism in Eukaryota, Fungi, Ascomycota, Eurotiomycetes, Onygenales, Ajellomycetaceae. The record is from RefSeq and is a predicted model, not a curated record. The transcript is spliced from 3 exons. Gene Ontology annotation, cellular component: cytosol. Gene Ontology annotation, biological process: L-leucine biosynthetic process. The coding region runs from base 1 to 1125 and encodes 374 amino acids.
AUGGUCACCCACAAAGUCCUCGUCCUCCCCGGCGACGGAAUCGGCCCUGAAAUCACCGCCGAAGCCGUCAAAGUCCUCUCCGUCUUCUCCUCGCAAACACGCACCUUCGCCCUCCGCACCGAACUAAUAGGCGGAUGCAGCAUCGAUGCCCACGGCACCCCUCUCACUGAUUCUGUGAAGCAAGCCGCGUUAGACGCCGAUGCCGUCUUAUUCGCCGCCGUCGGCGGGCCAAAAUGGGAUGGUGUCCGCCGGGGCCUGGAGGGGCCGGAGGGCGGGCUCUUGCAAUUGCGAAAAGCGAUGAGUGUGUAUGGUAACUUGCGGCCGUGCAUAUCGCCGUGCAAGGCGGUGACGAGGGAGUUUACUCCGUUUAAGGAAGAGGUGGUUGAGGGCGUGGAGUUUCUGGUGCUGAGGGAGAAUUGUGGUGGGGCCUAUUUUGGGCGGAAAGUGGAGGAGCAGGAUUAUGCAAUGGAUGAAUGGGGAUACAGCGCCGAGGAAGUCAGGCGCAUCGCCCGCCUAGCCGCCUACCUCGCCCUACACCACAAAAGCCCAACCUUCUCCCCGAACCCGCUCCCCAUUAUCUCCCUCGACAAAGCCAACGUCCUCGCCUCCUCCCGUCUCUGGCGCCGCGUCGUCACGGAAACCAUCUCCACCGAAUUCCCCCAGCUGAAACUCACCCACCAGCUCGCCGACAGCGCCUCGCUGCUCAUGGCGACGAAGCCGCGUGUGCUGAAUGGAGUUCUCCUAGCUGAUAACACAUUUGGUGACAUGCUGUCGGACCAGGCGGGGUCUCUUGUGGGUAGCUUGGGUGUGCUGCCAAGUGCAAGCUUGAGUGGGGUGCCCGGUGAGGAUGGGAAAGGGGGCCUGAAGGGGUUGUAUGAGCCGACGCAUGGCUCGGCACCCGACAUCGCCGGCCAAUGCAAAGCAAACCCCAUCGCCAUGAUCCUGUGUGUGGCGAUGAUGUUCCGCUACUCAUUCCAUAUGGAGGCCGAGGCUCAAUUAAUUGAGCAGGCUGUUUCGGCUGUGUUGGAGUCUGGGAUCCGCACGCCCGAUUUGCGGGGGAAGGCAAAGACGGCAGAGGUCGGGGAUGCGAUUGUGGAAUUUAUUAAGAAAACCGGGGGAUUGUAG